Blepharisma stoltei is the source of this 213-nucleotide messenger RNA. The record is from the annotation of a GenBank genome assembly. Lineage: Eukaryota; Ciliophora; Heterotrichea; Heterotrichida; Blepharismidae.
AUGUAUUAUUUAAGAUCGGCAAUACAAUACAUAGGACUCCUAAAUAGUUCUGAAAAUUUUUAUAAUGUAUAUGAGACGCUAUCAAAGAAAAACGAUGAUUUUAUUGAAAACAGUCACAGAAAACUAAUGCCACUUGCAAAUACAUUGUAUAAUUUUGGGUUAGUAGGAGGUGGAGUCGAAAAAGGAGUUUUAAACAAAAGGGCAUUGAGCUAG